CGCCGCGAAAUCUGGACCGUACGAUUCUCCGACUACCAAAGGGGCAAAUCUGUAACUUCAGUUCUUCGUCGUCUUCGAUUUAUAUGGAGCUAUAGAGAGCGAGAUUGAUUGGCGAGCUUCAGAGAGAGAGAGAGAGAGAGAGAGAGAGAGAGAGAAGCAGAUAUUGUAAAGAGAGAGAGAAGCAGAGAGAUGGCUAGUGGAAUCGCUCGUGGUCGUUUGGCGGAGGAGAGGAAAUCGUGGAGGAAGAAUCAUCCUCAUGGUUUUGUGGCGAAGCCUGAGACUGGGCCCGAUGGGUCUGUGAAUCUAAUGGUGUGGCAUUGCACUAUCCCUGGUAAAGCCGGUACUGAUUGGGAAGGUGGAUUCUUUCCAUUAACGAUGCACUUCAGCGAGGACUAUCCGAGCAAGCCUCCCAAAUGCAAAUUCCCACCAGGCUUUUUCCACCCUAAUGUCUAUCCAUCUGGAACCGUCUGUCUCUCCAUCCUUAACGAGGAUUCCGGGUGGAGACCAGCCAUCACUGUGAAGCAGAUUCUCGUCGGUAUUCAGGAUUUACUUGACACGCCUAAUCCUGCUGACCCUGCACAGACUGAUGGUUAUCAUCUCUUCAUUCAGGAUGCAGUUGAGUACAAGAAAAGGGUUAAGCUGCAGUCCAAGCAGUAUCCUCCCAUUGUCUAGAAACCUUCGAAGGGAACACCAAAUCUGGUGACAAACCUCUGAAUCUUUUGUUGUCUUUGUGAUUGUGUUUAAAUGUUGUUGGGUGAAUGAAAACUCCUCAUUUUGCCACCUUUGAGACACUACUAGAAUCUCUAUUAUUUUCUGAAAAAACAAUCAUCUUUUUUUUUUCUCUAUUAACUGUUAAUAUUCUUGGUACUUAUUCAGUUGGUGUUUGCUUCGG
Molecule: messenger RNA, 892 nt
Organism: Brassica oleracea var. oleracea
Lineage: Eukaryota; Viridiplantae; Streptophyta; Magnoliopsida; Brassicales; Brassicaceae
Product: SUMO-conjugating enzyme SCE1
Exons: 5
Coding region: 190-672 (160 amino acids)
Biological process (GO): protein sumoylation
Cellular component (GO): nucleus
Molecular function (GO): SUMO conjugating enzyme activity
Source: RefSeq, a predicted model, not a curated record